Molecule: messenger RNA, 853 nt
Organism: Metopolophium dirhodum (rose-grain aphid)
Lineage: Eukaryota; Metazoa; Arthropoda; Insecta; Hemiptera; Aphididae
Product: SUZ domain-containing protein 1-like
Exons: 5
Coding region: 262-777 (171 amino acids)
Source: RefSeq, a predicted model, not a curated record
UUAUUCAUUGUAUACCUCGGCUAUCGUCGGAUACAUUUUUAACAUUUUUCUCUUGCGUCGAACGGUAAUUAAUAAUUAUAACGACAACGUUUACGUGACUUCGGCAUUCUACAAAUUCAGACGUAUCGUCGUACAUCAUCGUUAUUAUUUAUAGCUACAAUUUUUUUUCUGCUCCCGCCAACUAUGCCUCGACCCGCCAGCCAGUGGACGUCGUAGUAAAACGCACACGCACAACAUCCGAUCCCGCGCUGAGUGAGUAGUAUGUACAAUAUUAUGGCGACUUGUGAAACGGGCACAACUGAACCCUAUGAAAGCUGGGAAGCUCUGGACGAUCCGUCUGUUCUCAGCACUCAAAUAAAAAAAAUGCAACUGGCGUCUGCUACCAAAAAUGAAAACAAUAGCAAUGUUGUAAUAUUGCCCCCUGGCUUACAAUUGUCAUAUAACCAUCAUCAACAGAUGACAGUCCCUCAACAGCCCACUGUCAAAAUACUCAAACGACCGCAGAAGGAUAAUGCUGCAAAUGAUAAUGCCGAUAAACCCAAAGUACAAGUUAAAUCUUUGGAACAAAGAAAACAAGAGUAUGCAGAAGCUAGAUUGCGAAUAAUGGGCGAAGAACGUGAAGAAGAGUUGAAUGCUGAUGAUGAAGGGGCCAGUUCUUCAGGUAGUAUGAAAGUUGAAGUGCUGCGACAGCCCAUAGUCCGUGUUGCUGUUGAAGACAAUGUUAUUCGACAGCCUCGUGGGCCUGAUAACACCAAAGGUUUUAAUCAUCGAAGCUAACGCUAACAAUUUAGACAAUUUAAAUUAAAUACAUUUUUUAAGUGCAGGAUUUUCAUAAUAAAACAACUAUAAUCUA